CCGACCCCCCCCCCCACUCUUUGUUCCCCCCUUCCUUAAAAGUCCUGUGGCUGCUCGCUCCUCUCAUAUCGACCAGGGCCUCGCUUCAAGGAUGGACUGUGCACUGCUGCUGCUGUCCCUGUGGGCUCUGAUGGGAACGGUGUCUCCACAGGCUUCAGGGUCGUGUCCGGAUCGACUCCUGGGGGGCGAGAGGAGGAGGCCGUGCCCUCGGCCCUGCGUCCACGACGCCGACUGCGGCAGCAGGCGCCAGUGCCUGUGUGACGGCCAGUGUGGCCUCAGCUGCGUGGCUCCAGGUCGUACUUGUCCCUGGCCUCUACCCCCCGGUGGAAACUCGGUGGCGCAGCUGCUCUCUCCCACUCACUCCUUCUCGGCCCUGCUUGAAGUGCGCUGCGAGCCCGGCUUCACGCUGCCCAGCGGCCUGGACGCCACCAUCCGCCGUUGCCAAGGCGACCGACAGUGGAGUGGGGAUGAGCCCAUCUGCACAGAGACUCAGUCGACCGAACCUGCUGCCGCCCGGACCUGCCCUCUGCCUGAAGAGGUCACCAGCACCUUCAGCAUCGAGGGCGACGCUACCGCCGGAGCAUCCAUCCGCUACAGCUGCCUGUCCGGAGCGGAUGUAGUGGGAAGCAGAGAGAACUUCUGUCAGGAUAAUCAGACCUGGCAGUAUCCGCACCCCACCUGUAAAAAUGUGUUCUGCCAGCCUCCUCCAGAGGUGCAGCAGGGCUACGUGGUGGCGGUGCAGAAGGCCCAGUACGAGGUGGGCUUCGACAUCCACUACCUCUGCAAGAAGAACUUCCUGCUCGAUGGACCGCAGAAGGUCACCUGCCUCUCGAACGGCAGCUGGAGUGCGUCGGCGCCACACUGCAGAGCCCGCUGCCUCAUCCCCGCCGGGCGGAGCCGCGUGGUGAUCGGUGGGGUGAAGCGCUGGCCGUUCGACGUCACCGACGCCAUGGUUCCUCACGGGGAGGCGGUGACGUUCUACUGCAAGCAUCCUCACAAGCAGUGCGGCUUCGCGGCGGCCCAGACCUGCUUCGACGGCGAGCUGCAGCCGCCGGCCUGCUACCUGGAGCCCACGUGGCUGCAGUACAAACUCUUCCCUCACCGGCUGGUCUCAGAGAUUGAACCGUGCGAGCCUGGAGACGUGGAGUGACGACCUCGAACGCAGCCGUGUCACCGUACAAACGCCCCCUCCGCGCAGCACCGCGCUGUAAAUGCCGGCCACAGGACGCUGUGCGCGUUGUUCCGGACCAGCGGCCCGUGAUGAUGCUUCAAUGUCGCCAAACCAUUAACAAUGUGACUCCGUGAUGUUUCACUGUGUAUCUGUUCUUUCCUGACGCAUCAAGACUCGAGGCUUGUAAGAUUUAAUCAUGUGAAAUAAAAUGAUUUUUAAAACGC
Molecule: messenger RNA, 1395 nt
Organism: Betta splendens (Siamese fighting fish)
Lineage: Eukaryota; Metazoa; Chordata; Actinopteri; Anabantiformes; Osphronemidae
Gene: ntd5
Product: ntl-dependent gene 5
Exons: 8
Coding region: 92-1150 (352 amino acids)
Cellular component (GO): extracellular region
Molecular function (GO): peptidase inhibitor activity
Source: RefSeq, a predicted model, not a curated record